UCGCUCCUGCAGACUGUCCAUAUAAGUAUUUAACUGUUUCGCUCACGUGGGAGCGUGUCCAUGACGUAGCAAUGUGUUGGAGAACCUGCUUCUCGCUGGAACACGCUCUUCACUUUCAAAAAGAGCGCGACCGCGAACGCACGCACCGCCAAUAUUUGUGUUAUUAACUUUGUGUGAAAAUGACGGUGAAUAAGACAACCAAGACGAAAAAAAAGAGCACAGCUUCGACCUCCUCGACAACGGCAAGUACCUCCAAAGUCACCAAAUCGACAAAAACACACGGCGAGCUAUCGCAAGCCUCCUCUUCGUCCAGUUUGCAAAUUUCCGAUAUUUCGCAUUUACCGGUUGACGCUAACAUCGUCACAUACACGGUAACGGAGACUUUACCGACCGGAGGCGGCGAGAAAAUCACAGUGUAUGGCGAAACUGGCGCCACAAGCACUGAAUACCGCCACUUUAUCGCCCAAGAUUCGACAGCGAAACAACACUCCGCCACUAUCACACAACUCAGCUCGAAACUAAACCGCUCCACUUCGAACAUAUCGCAAGAAUCCGGCUCCACGUACACUGUAACCGAACCGGUGGAAGAACUCAAACUAACUUACAAUAAAAACGAUUCUGGAUGGAACGGGAAGUUCGUUUACGAACAACCUGUCACAAAAAAGGGACAAGGGACAGUUGUCGAACACUCCUCCACGUCCACGUCACACGAGGAACGUUCUUCAAUUGCCAAAAGUUCGUCCAGUAGUUACGUUAUCGAAAUAGUCGAUGGUAAAGAACGCAUAAUUGACCAGAAACACCAUGAGUCCGCCAGUGCGUCUUCUGCAGUCAAUGACGAACAUUUGGCCAUGAAAAGUGGCACUAACAUCACACCAGAAGUGCACUACAAGCAAGGGGCGAAGAAAAGUUCGACAAAGUAUGAUACUGCUAUUCCUGAACUAACACAACCCAAAACUAAAACUUCCGAAUCUGUGAGAGAAGUGCACCAGGUCGGAGACUCCGUUUCGACGACAGCUCACUCCAUUAGCGACUCGACAAAAGGACACAAAUCGAUCCAUCACGAUUCCAAAAGCAAAACAAGAGAUUCCUUAGGAAAGUCAACAAAGGGGGAAGAACAUAAAGUGACAAAGAGCGAAGUUGAUUUCUCUCACGGUUCCAAAACCGUGAGAGAUGAGAGCAAGAGAAGAGAAUCAGUUGAUUCGAACCAAACCUACACCAUUAGUGAUGACAAAGUUGGCGACUUGAAAAAAUCGUCCCAAAAACAUUUCACAACUUAUCACGAUUCCAAAACUGAGAGAAGAGAGUCAGUUGAUUCGAACCAAACCUACACCAUUAGUGACAAAAGCGAUAAAACAAGUGACUUGAAAAAGUCGUCACAAGAACAGUUCACAACUUAUUACGACUCCAAAACUGUAAGAGAUGAAGUUGGUAGUAAGAGGAGAGAAUCACUUGAUUCGAACCAAACCUACACCAUUAGUGGCCAAACUAGCGACUUCCGACAGUCAACAAGAGGCGAAGAGCACGCCAAGUCUAGUGAUUUCAAGUCUACAAGAAGUGGAGUGGAAGAUUUCACCUCCAAAUCUGGCGAUCUUCGCCCAAAAAACGGCGAACUGACCACCACCACCACUACCACCUACUACGAUUCUAAAGGCAAUGUGAUAAAGACAGUCCAGGACGUGAACACUGAUGAAAUCGCCGGUAAGAGGCGUGAUUCAGUCGACUCAAACCGCACCUACACCCUGAGCGAGAAAAGUUUCGCCGGCGAUUCAACCGACGAAGUCUCAAAACGGCGAACUGCUCAGACCACCACCGAUUCGCGCGACUUUUACGGCCAUGGGAUCGAUUCGUCAAACACUCUCGUGAAGACAGUUUACGACGAUAAAGCCAUCCAGAACACAAUCGGUACCAAAGGCAGAGUAAUCAAGGACGAAACGAUCGAUUCGACCGACUUGGUCUAUUCAAACGAACGCACUUAUGGAAAAACAGGCUGGAAUGGGAAGUUUACCUACGAAACGCCCAGAAAGAGUGAAGCUAAACGCUCGCCCUCGCCCCAAAAACGGGGCACUUCGCCGGCGAAAAAGCGAACACCGUCGCCUUCGACACCUAAAAAGGGAACUUCGCCGGAUAAAACGGCACCGAAAAGGGGAACUUCGCCGGUGAAGCGAAAAGUGACUGAUACCGUCCAGGAUUUUUUAUCGACUGAAAUCAGUGAGAACAUCAACCAGUGCAGUACAAGUGAUUCGAAAAGUACCACGGAUUUCCAACACAUGGUGCCAGCUCCUACUGAUUUCAAGACCUUCCAAACGGUCUCAGACUCGAAAACUAGCUUCACUUCGGACAGCCAAAGUUUUGUCGAUGUGAAAAAUUUCGUUGAGACAAGUGAGACUGUCGAUAUCAAAAAUGUUGAUAUCAGGGACACGAAAGUGAGCAACUUUGUGGACAAGAAAGCGACCGUCGAACAUGUGACCAGUAAGGAUGUUAAGGAUUUUCGCACGUCCAAGGAUGUCACAGAUAGGGUUAAUAAAGUGCACAUUGAGGAGAACAUUGUCGAUAUUAAGACCAUUGACGAGGUCGAGAAUAUCACAAAUAUUGAACGGUUCAGCGAUAAUAAAGUUAUAAAUAUUGUGAAGACCAUCAAAGAAACACCGAAGCCUGCAACUGUUAAGAUUCCCAAUAAGGAGCAAUGUAUCUGCGAGUUGUGCACGUGUGGACGUCACACGUGUCCUCACAACCCCGAAGACUACAACGAUCACUUACACCUCGAAGGCCCCUUUCUAGGCCAACCUAAAGACGAAUACAAUGCAACCAGAGGCGAAAGAGCCCCAAUUAUCAUACCUAAAGACAACCUAAAACCAGAAGGGGAUUUUGAAAAACGCCAGCCACAAAAAUGGCAACCUGGCGAAAGAGCCUCUGUAAAAAUACCGGAAGACCACCUAAAACCUGAAGGAGAAUUUGAAAAGAGACGACCUGAAGAAUGGAAACCUGGCGAUCGUGCGCCUGUGAAAAAACCUAAAGAUAAUCUACGACCUGAAGGAGAUUUCGAAAAACGCAAACCUGAACCCUGGGCACCUGGAGAAAGGGCUCCAGUGCGCAAACCUGAAGAUAAUCUAAGACCAGAAGGCGAUUUUGAAAAACGCAAACCUGAACCUUGGGCACCUGGUGAUCGGGCGCCCGUUAAGAAACCCCAAGACAACCUAAAACCGGAAGGUGAUUUUGAAAAACGGAAGCCUGAACCUUGGGCACCUGGAGAAAGGGCUCCAGUGCGCAAACCUGAAGACAACCUAAGACCGGAGGGUGAUUUUGAAAAACGGAAGCCUGAACCUUGGGCACCUGGCGACCGGGCGCCCGUUAAGAAACCCCAAGACAACCUAAAACCGGAAGGUGAUUUUGAAAAACGGAAGCCUGAACCUUGGGCACCUGGAGAAAGGGCGCCAGUGCGCAAACCUGAAGACAACCUAAGACCAGAAGGCGAUUUUGAAAAACGCCGCCCCGAGGAAUGGAGACCUGGCGAUCGGGCGCCCGUUAAAAAACCUGAAGACAACCUAAAACCUGAAGGGGAUUUCGAAAAACGCCAACCUCAGAAAUGGUCACCUGGUGAACGACCAAAACCUAAAAAACCUACCGAUAAUUUGAAACCUGAAGGCGAGUUUGAGAAACGAACGCCUGAAAAAUGGGCUCCUGGGGAGCGAGAACCGGUGAAGAAACCUAAAGAUAAUUUGAAACCUGAGGGCGAUUUUGAAAUACCUGAGCCUGAGCAGUGGAAACCUGCCGAAAGGUCUACGCCUACCAAACCUAAAGAUAAUCUGCAACCUGAGGGUGAUUUUGAACGACCUGAGCCUAAGAAAUAUCAACCGGGUGAAAGGCCAGUUGCAAGGAAGCCGCAGGAUAAUUUGAAACCUGAAGGUGAAUUUACUGGGACUAGGACCAUUAUUGAGGAUUAUCGUGUGAUUCGGGGAGAACGCGCCGAUAUCAAGCGUCAUGAAGACAACAUCACUAUAGGAGGUGAAUUUAUAGACGAAACUACCACUAAAGUUGAUUUUAAUGGCGAGUUAGUACCACGUCCUAGCCCAAUCCGACGCAACACUUGGACGAAAAUCGAGGGCGAAUUUAUCACAGAUACGACCAAUAAAUCCGAAUUUAUUGAUUACAGUACUGUUGUUGAAAGAACACAAAUUGUGAAAAGACGGCAAGAUAAUCUCACUGUUGAGGGAGACAUGACUUUUGAUACUUCAACCACGAUCGAUUAUACAGAAAAAACACCCGAACUCGAACAAAGGCGUCGCAGAACUUGGACGAAAGAUGACGUCGAUAAAUUCUAUUCAACGCAAAACACUGAAACAACAACAACAACGCAAGAAGUUUACAAACAGUUUGAUAACCAAGACGUUCGCCAAACAAUUAUUGUACACAGAGAUAACCUCAGGCCGGAGGGACCUUUUGAAGGAACACCAAAAUCAAAGGAUGACUUCGUCCCUAAAUAUGUUGAACGUCCUAAACCGAAAAAACCUGAAGAUAAUUUAAGACCAGAGGGUGAUUUUGAAAAACGCACACCUGAGAAAUUUGUUCCUGCGGAACGACCUAAGCAAAAGAAACCGCAAGAUAAUUUGAAACCUGAAGGCGAUUUUGAGAAACGCACUCCCGAGAAAUUUAUUCCAGCCGAAAGGCCUAAACAGAAGAGACCUGAAGAUAAUCUUCGCCCAGAAGGUGAUUUUGAAAGACCUACUCCGACCAAGGUUGGGCCUGGGGAACGCAGGACUCCAAUUAAACACCAUGAUAAUCUCAAGCCUGAGGGUGAUUUUGAAAGACCCGAAAAGCCUGGAUACAGGCCUGCAGAACGUCCACAACCUAAAAAACCUGAAGAUAAUUUAAGGCCUGAGGGAGAUUUUGAACGUCCAGAGAAACCUGGAUAUCGUCCAGCUGAGCGUCCAAAACAGAAACGUCCUGAGGAUAAUUUGAGGCCUGAGGGAGAUUUUGAAAGACCUGAAAAACCUGGAUAUCGCCCAGCUGAACGACCAAAACAGAAAAAACCUGAGGAUAAUUUGAGGCCUGAAGGUGACUUUGAAAGACCUGAAAAGCCUGGAUAUAGGCCUGCAGAACGACCACAACCGAAAAAACCUGAAGAUAACUUGCGGCCUGAAGGAGAUUUUGAACGUCCAGAGAAACCUGGAUAUCGUCCAGCUGAACGUCCAAAACAAAAGAGACCUGAGGAUAAUUUGAGGCCUGAAGGUGACUUUGAAAGACCUGAAAAACCUGGAUAUAGGCCUGCAGAACGUCCACAGCCUAAAAAACCUGAAGAUAAUUUGCGGCCUGAAGGAGAUUUUGAACGUCCAGAGAAACCUGGAUAUCGUCCAGCUGAGCGUCCUAAACAGAAGAAACCUGAGGAUAAUUUGAGGCCUGAGGGAGAUUUUGAAAGGCCUGAAAAACCUGGAUAUCGCCCAGCUGAACGUCCUCAACAAAAACGCCCUGAAGAUAAUCUAAGACCAGAAGGUGAUUUUGAAAGGCCGGAAAAACCGCAAUAUCGUCCAGCUGAGCGUCCAAAACAGAAGAAACCUGAAGAUAAUCUCAGACCUGAGGGCGACUUUGAAAGACCAACCCCAACCAAGGUUGGUCCAGGUGAAAGAAGAACACCUAUUAAGCAUGACGAUAACCUUAGACCUGAAGGUGAUUUUGAACGUCCAGAAAAGCCUGGAUAUCGUCCUGCUGAACGUCCAACUCCUAAAAAACCUGAAGAUAAUCUUCGGCCAGAAGGUGAAUUUGAGAGGCCGGAGAAACCUGGAUAUCGUCCAGCAGAACGUCCGAAACAAAAGCGUCCGGAAGAUAAUUUAAGGCCUGAAGGAGAUUUUGAAAGACCAACACCUACGAAAGUUGGGCUGGCAGAACGCAGAACUCCAAUUAAACAUGAUGAUAAUUUGAGACCUGAAGGUGACUUUGAACGUCCUGAAAAACCUGAAUACCGACCGGCAGAAAGACCGAAACAAAAACGUCCUGAAGACAAUCUUAGGCCUGAAGGUGAUUUUGAACGGCCGGAAAAACCCGAAUUUAGGCCAGCAGAACGUCCUAAACAGAAAAGACCUGAAGAUAAUCUUCGUCCAGAAGGAGAUUUUGAAAGACCGACUCCAACUAAAGUUGGGCCAGCUGAACGUAGGACACCUAUCAAGCAUGAUGAUAAUCUACGUCCUGAAGGAGAUUUCGAACGUCCUGAAAAACCUGGAUAUAGGCCUGCAGAACGGCCACAACCUAAAAGGCCUGAAGAUAAUUUAAGGCCUGAAGGUGAAUUUGAGAGGCCGGAGAAACCUGGAUAUCGUCCAGCUGAACGUCCGAAACCUAAGAAACCUGAAGAUAAUCUCCGACCUGAAGGAGAUUUUGAAAGACCUACUCCUACGAAAGUUGGGCCAGCUGAACGAAGAACACCGAUUAAACACUAUGAUAAUCUUAGGCCUGAAGGUGACUUUGAACGUCCCGAAAAACCUGAAUACCGACCGGCAGAAAGACCGAAACAAAAACGUCCCGAAGAUAAUCUUAGACCUGAAGGUGACUUUGAACGGCCUGAAAGGCCCGAGUUUAGACCAGCUGAACGUCCGAAACAAAAGAAACCGGAAGAUAAUCUUCGUCCAGAAGGAGAUUUUGAAAGGCCGACUCCAACUAAAGUUGAGCCAGCUGAACGUAGGACACCUAUUAAGCACGAUGAUAAUCUACGUCCUGAAGGAGAUUUCGAACGUCCUGAGAAGCCUCAGUACAGACCGGCUGAAAGACCUCAACCUAAGAAACCUGAAGAUAAUCUUCAUCCUGAAGGCGAUUUUGAGAGACCAACUCCAACCAAGGUUGGACCAGCUGAAAGAAGAACACCAAUUAAGCAUGGGGAUAAUCUUCGGCCUGAAGGAGAUUUUGAACGGCCUGAAAAACCCCAAUAUAGACCAGCUGAAAGACCUCAACCUAAAAAGCCUGAAGAUAAUCUUCGGCCUGAAGGCGAUUUUGAAAGACCGACUCCAACCAAGGUUGGUCCUGCUGAAAGAAGAACACCUAUCAAGCACGAUGAUAAUCUUCGACCUGAAGGAGACUUCGAAAGACCCGAAAAACCUGAAUUCAGACCAGCUGAACGUCCGAAACCUAAAAAACCUGAAGAUAAUCUUCGCCCUGAAGGUGAUUUUGAAAGACCAACCCCAACCAAGGUUGGUCCUGCUGAAAGAAGGACACCAAUUAAGCAUGGUGAUAAUCUUCGGCCUGAAGGUGACUUCGAACGUCCUGAAAAACCUCAAUACAGACCAGCUGAAAGACCCCAACCUAAGAAACCUGAAGAUAAUCUUCGCCCAGAAGGCGACUUUGAAAGGCCAACACCUACCAAGGUUGGACCAGCUGAAAAAAGAACACCUAUUAAGCACGAUGAUAAUUUACGUCCUGAAGGAGAUUUCGAACGUCCUGAAAAGCCUCAGUACAGGCCGGCUGAAAGACCCCAACCUAAGAAACCUGAAGAUAAUCUUCGUCCUGAAGGCGAUUUUGAAAGACCGACGCCAACCAAGGUUGGACCAGCUGAAAGGAGAACACCAAUUAAGCAUGGGGAUAAUCUUCGGCCUGAAGGAGAUUUUGAACGGCCUGAAAAACCCCAAUAUAGACCAGCUGAAAGACCUCAGCCUAAAAAGCCUGAAGACAAUCUUCGUCCUGAAGGUGAUUUCGAAAGGCCAACACCAACCAAAGUUGGUCCUGCUGAAAGGAGAACACCAAUUAGACACGGUGACAAUCUCCGACCUGAAGGAGACUUUGAAAGACCCGAAAAACCUGAAUUUAAACCAGCUGAACGUCCGAAACCUAAAAAACCCGAAGAUAAUCUUCGUCCUGAAGGCGAAUUCGAAAGACCAAGUCCAACAAAAGUUGGACCAGCUGAAAGAAGAACACCAAUUAAACAUGGUGAUAAUCUCCGACCUGAAGGAGACUUCGAACGACCUGAAAAGCCUCAAUAUAGACCGGCUGAAAGACCCCAACCUAAAAAACCCGAAGAUAAUCUUCGUCCAGAAGGAGAUUUUGAAAGACCGACUCCAACCAAAGUUGGUCCUGCUGAAAGAAGAACACCAAUUAGACACGGAGACAAUCUCCGACCUGAAGGAGACUUCGAACGACCCGAAAAACCUGAAUUCAGACCAGCUGAACGUCCGAAACCUAAAAAACCCGAAGAUAACCUUCGUCCUGAAGGUGAAUUCGAAAGACCAAGUCCAACAAAAGUUGGACCAGCUGAAAGAAGAACACCAAUUAAACACGAUGAUAAUCUCCGACCUGAAGGCGAUUUCGAAAGACCCGAAAAACCCAAAUUCAAACCAGCUGAACGUCCCCAACCUAAAAAACCUGAAGACAAUCUUCGUCCUGAAGGUGAAUUCGAACGGCCUGAGCUAAUAGAAGUGGGCCCGUGUGAAUUGCGCAAACCUAUCAAACAUGAAGAUAAUCUCAAACCUGAAGGAACACUUGUUGUUACCAGAAAGGACGAUUACAACGUUGUGAAAGGCGAACGAGUUGAUGUGAUCAAACGUGAAGAUAAUUUACGUGUCGAAGGAGAAUGGGAUAUUCGGCGAAGAGACGAUUACAGUAACACUACAGUCGUAGAUCGGGUCGAUGUUAUCAAACGCCAAGACAAUCUACGUGUUGAAGGAGAAUGGGAUAUUAGACGUAGAGAUGACUACAGUAAUACAACGGUCGUAGAUCGCGUCGAUGUCAUCAAACGCCAAGACAAUUUACGCGUCGAGGGCGAAUUCACCGAUGUACGAACACGAGAUGACUACAAAGUCGUCAAGGGCGAAAGAUACGAUACUGUCAUUCACCAAGACAAUCUAAAAACAGAAGGAGAAUUCCGAAGUAGUCGCACUAGCGACGAAUACUCCGUUGUCAAAGGCGAACGCGCAGAAAUCAUCACCAGACAAGACAAUCUCCGAAUGGAAGGCGAAUUCAACGAAUACCGAAAACGCGACGAAUUCAACACUCGAAUUGUCGAAAAAGCUGAAGUGAUCCGCCACCAAGACAACCUGAAACUGGAAGGCACCUUCGAACGCCCGUCCCACGUCCACCUAGGACCUGGCGAACGUCGCAAACCAAUCAAACACGAAGACAACCUCCACCCUGAAGGCGACUUCGAACGCCCAGACCGCCCCGGCUUUAAACCAGCCGAAAGGCCGUCACCAAUCAAACCCCAAGACAAUCUCAAACCUGAAGGAAAAUUCGAACUACCAACUUCCCCCGGUUUCCAACCCGGCGAACGUCGGACUCCGAUUCGCCACCAGGAUAACUUGCACCCAGAAGGCGACUUCGAACGUCCCCAAAGACCACAAUACCAACCAAUCGAACGCCCAACACCCAAAAAACCCAAAGACAACCUUAAACCCGAAGGAACAUUCGAACGUCCAACGGCAAGUCCCGUGGGACCCGGCGAACGGCGAAGCCCAAUCCGCCACCAUGACAAUUUAAGACCUGAAGGUGCGUUCGAACGCCCAGACAAGCCCGGCUAUAAACCAGGCGAACGCCCAACUCCGAAAAAACCCCAGGAUAACCUACGCCCAGAAGGGGAAUUCGAAAAACGAACCCCGGCGAAACCACAACCUGGCGAACGGCGAACUCCGAUCCGCCACCAGGAUAAUCUGCACCCUGAGGGUGCUUUCGAGCGACCCGAGAAGCCUAAAUACUCGCCUGGUGAACGCCUACCAAUGAAGAAACCCCAAGAUAAUUUGAGACCCGAAGGUGAGUUUGAAACCCCCCAGAAACCUAAAUACGGGCCUGGCGAACGUGCCCCCAUCGUCAAACACCCAGACAACCUUAAACCUGAAGGCGAAUUCAUCGGAACACCCAAAAGUAAAGACGAUUUUAAACCAACUCGGGGCGAACGAGCUCCGGUUAAGAAACCACAAGACAAUUUGAAAAUCACAGGAGAGUUCCAAGACAUGACAAUGCAGAAAUCACAGUUUGUCGUAACCCGAGGUGAGAGAGCAGAAAUACGCAAACAUGAAGAUUCCCUAACUAUAGGGAACGGCAAAACUGAAUAUAUCACCACAUCGAAGGAAACGUUUGAUAAAACAACGCCCACGAAAGUGGUCACAAGUCCAGCAACUCCUGGAUCCAUCAACAGGAGACGCCACAUUGAGUCACACAUUACUCUAGGGAGUGACACAGCAGUGAUGCAAACAACGAACCAAAGCAACUACAACACUUACACCAAGAAAAUUGAUCGCCAGUCAACAACAGGCCGUAACGAAGUUGCAAAUAAAACAACGAACGUUGCAACGGAUAGUAAGACUUUGGCUGACGGUACAACUGUCACAACAACUCGCACAACAACCAAAACAACAGGACAACAACUGGCGAAACAAACCCAGCAAGUCUCCGCCGAAGUGUCAACCCACCACCGCAAAAACGUCAUAACUUCGGAGGAAAUCAACAACCAGAUCCUGCACAGGAAAGGGCUGCACACCUCGACCGAAGCCCUGCAUGCCACGAGUUCGGCAGCCCUAGACAUGCGAAAGUCAAUCUGCAAUUUGCACGACCAAGGCCACGUGAGCCAGAACAGCGAACGGCGAAGUCUCAGCUCGAUCCAUCGCUCGACGCAGGAGAGCAACGCCAGCCGGCGCUCCCACUUUGCCACCAGUUACGAGACGGUGGAAAGGCCGCAGAAGAUCAUCCGCAAGGAUAAUUUAUCAGUCGGGGGGCAUUUCUACGGCCAGUCGGAGGCCAGGUCGUAUGGCGAGUUCACCAAGCAGCAGAAUGUGCAAAAAAUUGAACGGGUGACUCGCAGGUCCAACGUUUCGAAUAUAAGUUUAGGGGACAGUUCUUCGACGAUCAUCACGUCGUAUAAGAAGGAGUAUUUGCCGCGGAAUGUGGGCCCGUGUCCGGCGGUUUUGAUCGAUUUGCCCAAAAGUCCCCUGAAGCAUACGAGGGACACCAAGUCGCAUAAAUAUUACGCGCCGGUUUCGAGUAAAUGAUGGACUGUUAACACGACUCUAACAUUGUGAUACUUGUUAUUACUCAUAAUUUUAUUUUUAUAGAGGUAGGGGACGGUUUUUAUACUUUGCUUGGGACUUUUGUAUCAAUUAAUACGUGCCUAUGUUAUUUUUGUAUGAUGCAAGUUGUAUUAUCACAAAGCCAUCAAUAAAUUAACAGUUUAUUAUU
Molecule: messenger RNA, 11136 nt
Organism: Tribolium castaneum (red flour beetle)
Lineage: Eukaryota; Metazoa; Arthropoda; Insecta; Coleoptera; Tenebrionidae
Gene: Sdb
Product: SAXO downstream of blistered
Exons: 4
Coding region: 180-10949 (3589 amino acids)
Cellular component (GO): centriole; ciliary basal body; axonemal microtubule
Molecular function (GO): microtubule binding
Source: RefSeq, a predicted model, not a curated record